Messenger RNA from Culicoides brevitarsis, 1322 nucleotides. Its product is annotated as annexin B9-like. NCBI's taxonomy places the organism in Eukaryota, Metazoa, Arthropoda, Insecta, Diptera, Ceratopogonidae. The record is from RefSeq and is a predicted model, not a curated record. Gene Ontology annotation, cellular component: cytoplasm. Bases 119 to 1225 code for a protein of 368 amino acids. The transcript is spliced from 4 exons. Gene Ontology annotation, molecular function: calcium-dependent phospholipid binding; calcium ion binding.
GUUGACCCGCUCUCAAAAGUAAAAGAACGCGAUAACCUGAAAUAUUUUGCCGAUUAGAAUUGUUUUUCACAACAAACGUCUCCGACUUCAGUCGUGAUCGAGCAUUCAAGUAGUAAAGAUGUCUUUUUUAACGUUGUGCAGUAUUUCCUUGUUAUUUGUCCUUGUACAAUGUCAAGUGAAAGAUGGAUCAAAUAUCGGGCAAGCAACGCUUCCAUUGAUGAAUUCGCCAUCACUUCCUCCGGGUUUCGGGAGUCAACGCAACAUUCCAACUGUGAUUCCGGAAAGACCUUUUAACCCCACAAACACUUGUGCCUUGCUUAAAACCGCAUUGCAAGGCGUCGGACGAGAUUCCGAGACAAUUAUGAAAAUUCUCGCAGGGCAUACGCGCGAUCAACGUUUCGAACUCGCAGCUACUUACAAAUCUCUUUACGGCAAAGAUUUGGUGCAAGAAAUUAUGCGCGAAUAUGACGGAAAAUUGCAAGAUGUCAUCCAAUAUUUGUUCUGGCCCACAGAGAAAAUGUAUGCUCGGGAAUUUCGGGAGGCAACACGAGGCUUUGGCACGAACGAAGAAGCUUUGAUUGAAAUGUGUGUCGGUUUGGAGGGACAAGAAUUGCGUCGUGUGGCAAGUGCUUACCAACAAAUGUACGAAAAACGUUUGGAAAAGGAUGUUCGCGAUGAUACGAGUGGCUUUUUCCAAGAGUUGUUGGUUACUUUGCUCGAAGGAAGACAAGAAGAUACAGCUCCGUUCCCGUUUCAAGUGCCGAGAAAUACAGCUGAAGCAUUGAAAAAUCUCGAAGUUGGCAAAUGGGAUCGUCAAAAGGACACAAUUCGUGAUGUUUUCUGUAAAAGAUCGUUCACGGAGCUUCGCGCGAUGUUCGAUGAAUACGAGAAACAAGCAGGACACAAAAUUGAAGAUGCAAUUGAGCGUGAAUUUAAAAAAGAUGCCAAGAAAACGUUGUUGGCUAUUGUAAAAUGCGCCCGCAACCGUUCAGAAUAUUUCGCCGAAACUCUCGCUAAAGCCAUUCCAAGUGUUGGCGUGAAACACGAUAUCCUUCAUCGUAUCAUUGUAGGUCGCAGCGAAAUCGAUCUCGGCAACAUCAAAGAAGCUUUCUACCAAAAAUACAACAAAAAUAUCGAUGUUUGGCUUAAACACAUCCUCGAGGGUUACUAUUGGGACUUGAUGGUUCAAUUGGCGGGAUAUCAACCGAAUUUCUUCACAAAUUAGAGAUCUUCAACGCCUCUCUUCGUAAUCUAAAAAGGAAAUUUCAAUAAAAAUUAUUUUUUUUAGCAGAAAACUCACCUGAAACUUAACAAUUUGGUUC